CGCAGCCCCGCGCCCGUCCUCGGCGUGCGCCGCGCUCGCUCCUGUGUGCACCGGGAAGCGCGCACCGCGGAGGGGCCGGUGUCGUUCCGCUGACGCGCACAGAGCGCAGGCCGGCACGCAGGCGUAGGCUUUGUCCAGGACUGCUGUUUAGAUAACAGGUUUGCAAGUUACAGGACAGAGCAUGAGCUCCUUCACAUGACCAGAACUGCACAGAGAUGUGUUUGAAAUAAUGCACAGAUCAAGGCUUUAGACAGAAGGAAAAUCUCUAGACCUGCUGGUAGCAAUGGAAACUAAGAAUUAAACUCUAGGACCUCCAUAGCUUCUGGACGGUUAUAAUCAGGACAGUAACACCAAUAGAGAGGGUAAUGCUGCAGGUGAAGUGUAACUUGAUGAAGGAGGCAGCGUGUGAUGAGAGAUAAAUGGAGAAGACAGAAAAACUGGAAGAAAAUUGAAGAAGGGAGGCUGAGAUACAGGAAGAGUUUUACCAUAUUCCAGCUCCUGUUCCAUGUUUUAAGCUCUUGGGUAUCGACACGGAUAACACCUGGUUUUAACAAUCUCAGCCAAAAAAGGAAGAUUGAAUGGAAUUCAAGGACAGUCUCCACAUUCCAUGCCUUGGUGGUUGGUGGAUUUUGUCUGUAUAUUUUGUUGUACGAUGACGCUGUUAAUGCUGACCAUCUCUGGGGUGACCCUUCAAUUGUGAAACUGAAUAUUGCUAUUACCACAGGCUACCUCAUUUCUGAUUUGUUGCUUAUUGUUUGCUACUGGAAGGCAAUCGGUGACAAAUUUUUUGUAAUACAUCACCUGGCAGCUCUGUAUGCUUAUUAUUUCGUACUGAGCAAAGGUCUGCUGGCUUACUUUGGGAACUUCCGUCUGCUUGCAGAGUUCUCCACUCCUUUCGUCAAUCAGCGGUGGUUUUUUGAAGUACUGGGAUAUCCCAAAUCUUCAAAGGCCAACAUGAUCAAUGGUGUGCUGAUGACAGUUGUGUUCUUCGUGGUGAGGAUUGCCGUCAUGCCUAUGUAUUACAGCCGUGUAUUUUCUUCAUUUGGAACUGAGGGUUUCCAGAGAUUAGGAUUUGCAGCCCAGAGCGCCUGGAUUAUCUCAAGUGUUGUCUUGGAUAUUAUGAACUUGAUGUGGAUGGUCAAAAUUACAAAAGGUUGCUACAAAGUUAUUUGUCUUGUUGGACAAGAGGAAGCCAAAACUCAUAAAAAUGGAAAAUCUGACUAGAGAUCAUAUGCACAAACAGAAAUUUCUGCUAUGAAAAUUAUUUGGGUUCGCUGAACCAGUGCACAUUUCUGCCAUGGAAUGCGCCUCUUAAGGAAACAAAGUAUUACCUCCAUACUGACCUUACUCUUUCCCUAGCCACACUGCCUGCGCACCCAGGGCCACGCUUUAAGGAUCUUAUCCAAUGAGGAACAGAAGCAAAAGUUCACAUAAAUGAAUGCUACGUGUGUGUUCUGAGCACUUAACAAACUACUGAAAUGAGGAAGGAGCAGGCUGGUUACUUGGCUGUUGUCUACCAGUGAGUUUGAAGUGUUUCACUCAGGUUUCUCAGAUUAAUGUGUUUUAUAAAUCUAGUGAAUAUUGAUAUCUCUCUUUUAUAAAAACAUAAACAAAACUCUCCAAAUUCCUGAAAUGGUGCAAUUUUCCUGGCAAAUUUCUAUAUUUUCUUCUAGGAUUAACAAUCAAGAUUUCAUUCUUGAAAACUUUUUAAUUUUUGCAAGAGAAGCUUAAAGUCUAGCUCUGAUUCUGCAAAAUCUUUUACUGCUUUUUGUUCUGCCUUGUAUGAAUGCAAACCAUUCGGGGAAAUUUAUGAAAUAAUUUUAUCUAAAAUGCUGUAUUAUAAGACUAUACGAGUUAUCUUAAGAGUGGUUAAAAUUCUCUGAUUUUUAUAGGAAGGGUUCACUUCUGCUUUUUUAGAUUACAUGCAAGAGUACAUCUAUGAAAUCAGCCAUGGAAAUUAGUUCAUAAGUUAGUAUGGUAAAUGAAGUUUGGAAACAGCAUAAUUCUUACUGGAGUGCUUUUUCCUUUGCUGCUACUGCCUUUGAGAAGUAUUGCAACUCUGCUCAGAGUUAACCAUUGACUUUCAAGAUAUGAAGCUUACUUUAAAAAAGAUAAAAUUAUUCUGAUGUGUGCCAUGCAACUUACAAUGAGCCUUUUUUUUUUUUAAUCACACAAGUGACACUGGAUAUGAUUGCUGAUUUUUAUUUUCACGUUUUCCUUGUUAAUCACAUCUGAGCUGUUGACUAAAUAACAUUCUUGAAUUAACAGUGCCAAACUUCUUUCAAGCUGUAACAUACAGUGACAGUUUACAUCUGUAGGCACAACAUUUUAUUUUCAGAACCACAUAUUUGUCAAUAGGCACUCUGUAACUCCGUCUGCAGACUUAAAACUUGGAGGAAAUUGGAGAGAAAUCUUACUGUCUAGGAGGAAUGCUCUUGAUCCGAAUUGUAUUAUAACUGGAGGAAAUUCUGUUCUUUUUUUUAAAAUGAUUUUGAGAGUAGUAUUUGUAUGUAGUUUUGGUUUUGUUUUGCUUAUUUUAAAUCACAUCUGAAUUGACGUUGAUUGGCUUCUAUUUGUUUCUUGACUUUUUAAUUAUUAUUUUUGAACAUCAUGUUGUUAGUUAUACCUUCUAACAAGGUGUGCUAAAUGUACACAUUUUCACUCAGUACUUCAGUACACAUACCAAGUGUUGUAGCAGACUGUGUGUAAGCAAUUUAUUUUUAAACAAAGAGAUAAAAUAUUUAUCCUGUGUGGGAUAUUUUGUUUUCCUUUGCUCCUGUUGCCCUUAACAAAGCUGUGUGGAAUCAGCCCUUACCUCUGCAGACGCAGUGUCAGUGCACCAACACUACGAUCCUUUUGGGCGAGAAACAGGGCUCCUCUCCCAGGAAUCAGAUGUCAGUGAGGCCCAGAGAGGACCCUGUGGACUGUAGUGCCUUAUAGCCAAGGCAGCUGCAAUGAGUUCCCAGUUCCAGUGAUGUCAGAGUAUUGUUUGAGAUGCACAAUACUGGCUUUUAUCUGCUUGGUUUCACUGGGCAGACGUUUUCUAGUACUGUUUCCAAUCCUGCCCUCUUGAGAGUGAUGUCAAAAAUUGCUAGAAUUUCUCUAUACAUUUUUUAAAAUUUAUUCAAUGCUUAAUCAUUCACAAUCCAGGCAGAGAAGCUCUGUUUAUGCCUUGGGAAAGCUAGAAAUUAAUUUGUUUACCUGUCUUUUGGUACCAAUAAAUCCAUAGUCUUUGUGGGGUGAUUCUGUGACCUGCUUUGCUGUAGGAAAUGGACCCCCUUUUAUAUUCAUUUGCAGAACUUGGUAUCUUUUAAGAUAGUGAUUUCAGUUUAUCUGAUGCAACAUGGAGUCUACGUACAAAGACUCAAUGUUUGCAUUACCUUUAUGGUUUAGAGGUGCAAAUGAAAUUGUUGUGCUCUUAGAGUCACCAGAUCAGGGCAUCAUUUUGUAAUGGCUUGUUCCUUUCUAAAAUCGACUUAAAAUUAAGUAAAUUCAAACAUUUUGGAGAAUAUGCUUGAAAGAAGAAGUAUCCUUUUUUAUUCAGGAAGUAGGAUGAAAAAACACUAAGGAAAAGGAGUAGAAGCAGCUUUUAAGAUGACAACCCACGAAAACUCCUCAAAAUUCAUCUCAUCUUCACAUUAAUCUUUGACGUCUCAGCAUUGUUUUGUUUUGCUUUGUUGUCAGUGUAGAGCAUUCACUAAAGUAGUCAGUUUCCUUUACUUCUGGAUAGACUUGUGCAUCAUAGGGGGGAAAAGUCAAGCUGUAAUAAGGUUGUUCUAUAAGCAGUCUGGAAAACAAACAAAAAGCCAUACCUGCACAAUACACAUUGGGUAACAACCCAGAAUAGAAGGGCAUUGAGAUGAUUAUUUAGAACAUGCAAUGUUUUGGAUUGCUGCAUGAAAUUAGUGUAAUUAAAACAAUACUUUGCAAUGCAUUCGGUUUCAUUUUUCUAUUGUGAUAUUUCAGUGUAUUACACUUCAGUCCUGACGCAUCUACCGUGUGUCAGAAGACAACUUUCUAAUGAAAAAGCAUUAUUAACACUCGUAUACUUAGCAAGAACUGUAGUCAGCAGUUUGCAAAGUUGUACUGUAAUGAAUACGUUAGGAUAGAGCACUCUUACCUGCCACUAAAGGCUUAUAAUACAGCAAAUUAGAUGGCCUUGGCACCUAUUUUUUCAAUUAUGCUUUCUUAAUUUAAGAACGGUGUUGAAAUAUUGGCAUCAUUUUGUGUUGCAAGCUUGUCUCUUUUUUUUUUUAUGCAAAAAAAGUGCAUGAUUAGUAGCAUUUUUAUAAAUGUUAUCUCCAGAAUGUAAUAUUACUUUAGUAGUGGCUUAGAACUUCUCUUUUAAUAAUUGCAUUGUAAAGCAGACAGUUGGUAUAUCACCAGGUGUCUUUGCCGUGGACAUAUCGAAUGGAUGGAAUUAGUCUUGUAAAAAUGCUCAAAAAUCAUAUUUUAUUUUUUUAUAUUCUUUAGUACCACGUUACAUCAAAUUAGUAUGGUGAUCACGGGAGUGUCUGUACCAGUAGGGCUGUAUGUAAGUAGGCAAGUUUCUCUUUUUCAUGGCUUUACUUUUUCAUCAGAAGAUGAAUAAAUACCGCUCUCAGAGCUACUACAGUGGAACGGUAGGUCUAGUUCUGCUUUUAUAAUUGAUUUGUGGAAGCAGUACUUGCAGAGGGGAAAAGUACUUCAAAUCCUCAUUUUCUUGGUAAGUGUUCCAGUGGAUUUCAGUGAAGUCAAGAGCCUUAUUGCUGCAAAGAUGUUUAAUGGGUAUCUGUACACAUACUUCAGUGAUUAAUUUUAUCUCUGAAACCUACUCUACCUCUAUAAGUAAAUGCUCUUUUGGGUGAGCUCAACACUUUCUUAAUUGCUUAAAAAUAGAAUCUAUUGAAUAAUGAAAAAUAUUCUAUGAACAGGAAAAAUGAGAGGAGCUGACAUAAAAUUUGGAGUUGUUAAGAAUUUAUAUUAAAGUUUAUUAAAAAUUAAUGAAUUAUGAUGUCUGGAAGAUAAUUUAUUCCAUCUUUACAUUAAAAAUUAUGGCAAAGUAUUAUUCAUACUGAAAAAUUGUUAAACUAUGAGUAAAAGCUUACACAAGUGAGCAAAUACAUUCAAGCAUGUUUAAAGAGGAGAGGUGGAGGAGAUGCUGAGUACACCUGCUGCUGUGGCGGGGACAAAGGUAGAAUGACAAGCAGCAGAAAGAUGAUGUAUUUCUGUAUCUCUGUAAUGGUGUAAACUGAAACUUUAAAAUUUCUUUUUGAGCUGUACAAAAUGGCUUCUAAGUUGUUGAUUGCUUUAUGAAGAGGACUUGUGUGUGUUCAAAUAUAUGUACGUACAAGCUUUCUGUGAAAGGACUUUUAAUAGAAAAGUUUGUAAAAUUGUUUUGUAAAGCUUCUGCUGAGCCAUUCAGAGGAGAAUAAAGGGCUGACUGAAAUACUCCAGCUUAAGAUCUAUUGCAGUGUUCACCAAGGGGGAAAGCCACGUAGACAGGAACUAGAAUUUUCAGAUGAGCAAUACAAGUGUAGAAGGCUUUGAGAAGUAUGUGCAGCCCUCUUUCCUAUUUGUAAUAGCCUUCUGUAGAACUUCAUUAACCAGCUGCAAGGAACUUCACAAGGCAGGACUUGUUUCUGGUAGAGUGUAUCUAUCCAUGGAAUGCAUUUGACAGCUGGAGAAAGAACAGUACUUUGUUGCUGAGGUCCUGGCACCAGUCAAAUGGAAAUAAUGAUUAAUAUUUACAAACUUUAACAUUCAUCCAAAACCCGGGUGAAAUCUCUUUGCUGGACAGGUGAAGGUCAUGUGAUUUUCUGAAUGCAACUUGAAAUGUCUUUUCAUGGAGGAAAGAAAGAAAGAUGUGCUGCUUGGGAUGUUUAGAGCUCUGGGAUUAAGCAUCAAGUCAAUACUUUUAGGUGAUGACGCUUUUGAUUUCUUAUCCAUUUAAAAUCUCUACUAGCUACCUCCUUUGGCAUUCUUGCUCUAUUUAUAAUAACCAAGCACUUUAUAGUUCAGUAAAGAAUGGAAGGUAGCUAUGAAGAAUAACUUGUAUUGUUUGGUAUAAGAAAUAUUUUGUCAAAGUUCCUUCUGAGAUCAGUUUCAUGGUGUGGUGUCCUAAGAGGGCAUCUGAUAGCAAUGUACAUAAAUCUUUAAUCUACUUGUAAUAUAAAGGAAGUGUCUUUAAGAGUGGUUUAUGAGGAGUUCAGCAUGCCUUGGUAUCAACCAUAUAAUGAUUCAGUGUGCUAUUUAUAACUUCUUAGUCAUUGAAAUUGAAAAUAUGAAAGCAAAUAAAAUAUUCUGUAGUGUAUCUUUAUUUUUAAUCUGUGUGUGGGAUGUCAAAAAUUGUACUUGUCUUGUGGACGGCACAUGCCUGUAUGAGCCUAUAAAUAUUUAAGUAUAUGAGAAUCUGCACCCAAGUGGAACAUGUUGCAUGUAAAUUGUCUUCUAAGUUUUAAAAUGUUGGUAUUGAAAAAAAUUCGAUCGUUUAAAUGCGACAUUUAAAUAUCAACAGUAAGCUCUAAUACAAAGUAUAACACUUUGAAUGCAAUGCAGGAGAUGCUGGUUUUGUUCAUUGUAACACUAUGUAACAAGUUUGACAAGAGAAAUCCAUUACAUGAUAGGGAGAAGGAGGAAAAGGGCUAAUCCUGAGCUCUGGUAUAAUUUGCACACUUAAUGCGUGUACAUGCAGAUAUCCUGGAUUUGUUUCUAGCAUGCAUAAACCAAACAGUGUUUAAUGUCUACAGAUACCUAUAUGUGGAGAAUAAUUUAACAUGUAAGCACAGUUAGACUGAUGCCAAAACAAAUUACAAUCUGUUGGGAGCAAGUGAGUUAUGAUUUAGGCAUAAGUAAUAAUCUGUAAUUAAAAAAUGUUCAUGUAAUCUUCUGUCUAAAGAGAAACUUGAUAAAUAUGGUAUACAUGACCUGGAUGCAGAGCAGAGGUGAAAACUGAUUUCUGGAAAACCAUGACAAUCUGGUUUGCAGAGUAAAGACUAAUACUGUCACAGAAUAUUAGGAUCAUAUAAUUAAAUUCAAAUAGUAAUGUGGCCUGAUUGUAGUAGCAAUCCUUGUCACUGCACAAGAACUUAAAAAUGCAAUAUAAUAAUUCUGAAGAUUGAUUACAACAGUGAUCAGGUGUAGUAAGGUGAAUGGUUAAAUCCGAUGUGUUUAAAUUUUCCUUUUGCUAUAAAAGUUCUGAAUUGUGUUUGCAUUUCAGUGAUACUGUAGAGCAUUUCUGUAUUUGGUUUGAACAGUCUAGGAGCUUGCAUAAGGUUAUAUUGGCUGACUUCCUUUUCUUUGAUAUAUGCAAUAAUGUCAAUGAGCAAUAAAUUGCAUGUUGUAUGCAAGGUAUUGGUACUUCAUAAUAAACAAAAAGAACAGA
Molecule: messenger RNA, 7363 nt
Organism: Numida meleagris (helmeted guineafowl)
Lineage: Eukaryota; Metazoa; Chordata; Aves; Galliformes; Numididae
Product: cytochrome c-type heme lyase
Exons: 9
Coding region: 409-1224 (271 amino acids)
Biological process (GO): cytochrome c-heme linkage; lipid homeostasis
Cellular component (GO): mitochondrion; endoplasmic reticulum; membrane
Molecular function (GO): holocytochrome-c synthase activity
Source: RefSeq, a predicted model, not a curated record